AUGCACGAUUUCUGUUUCACGAUUCCUUACGGAUUGGCAUUAGUUGGCGGAGGAUUGUUCGGUUUCAUCAAAAAAGGAAGCACCGCGUCACUCGCCGGAGGUGCCGGCACCGGUUUGCUUCUCAUCCUCGCCGGUUAUAUCAGUCUCAGAGCCUUCGGAAAGCGGAAGAACUCUUACCUUGCUCUCGCUAUUGAGAUCCUUUGUGCAGGUGCACUAACUUGGAUCAUGGGACAGAGAUACUUGCAAACAUCGAAGAUUAUGCCGGCUGGUAUUAUUGCAGGACUCAGCGGCGUCAUGACUCUGUUUUAUCUCUUCAAACUAGCAACUGGUGGCAAUCAUAUACCUGCUAAGGCUGACUGA
Messenger RNA from Lathyrus sativus (Indian pea), 360 nucleotides. Lineage: Eukaryota; Viridiplantae; Streptophyta; Magnoliopsida; Fabales; Fabaceae. The record is from the annotation of a GenBank genome assembly.